Molecule: messenger RNA, 6597 nt
Organism: Cuscuta epithymum
Lineage: Eukaryota; Viridiplantae; Streptophyta; Magnoliopsida; Solanales; Convolvulaceae
Source: the annotation of a GenBank genome assembly
UAAAUAUUGUAAUUAUAAUUACAAUUAUAAUUAUAUAAGUAAUUAUAAUUAAAAAUACAAUUACAAUUAUAAUUAUAUCUAUAUUUAUAAUUAGUGUAAUAUGUAUAAUUUUUUUCAUUUUAAAUUUAAUUUUAAUUAUUAUUAUUAUUUGUAUAGUUACGAUUAUAAUUAUAAUUUUAUUUAAGUUAUAUUUGUAAUUGCAAUUAUAAUAAUUAUAAUUAUAAUUAUAAUCAUAGAAAUAUUCAAAUCAGAUCAGAUCAGAAAGAUUCAGAUCAGAUCAGAAGGAUUCAGAUCAGAUCAGAAACAUUCAGAUCAGAUCAGACCAGAUCAGAAACAUUCAGAUCAGAUCAGGAAGAUUCAGAUCAGAUCAGAUCAGAUCAGAAAGAUUCAGAUCAGAUCAGAUCAGAUCAGAAAGAUUCAGAUCAGAUCAGAUCAGAUCAGAAAAAUUCAGAUCAGAUCAGAUCAGAACUUAAAAAAUUCAGAUCAGAAACAUUCAGAUCAGACGAAGAGAACAGCUUCUUUGGCUCUUUAGCAAGGUUGACCAGGUCAAACAAAAAGGAAUUCAAUCAACUCCAUGAUUCUCACUUGGCCGAGCAUCGUGCCAAAAAAGAGCUAAGUACCACUUACUCAUCCUUUUACCAAUUAAAGUGCGUGAUUGUUUGUAGAGCAUGCUUCAUACUUAUUAACGAAGUAGAAAUAUUGCUAGUAUUUUUAUCACCAUUAUUUAUUAGGGAAUAAGAUCUCCCAAAAUUAAAUAAUGUCGGGUGAUGCUUUUGUGAUAAUUAUUUUUCACCGUCAUUUAAAUUUAAUGACUGGUUGUUGUGGGCCCGCCGGCCCGCUCCUGAUCGACUUUUAUUAGCGAACGGAGCAUACCUGAUUGACCUUUGAUAGGAAAAUAUCACUGCUAUUACCUGUUACACCACUAUUAUUUAUUGAGGGGUAAAAAUGUCCCGAAUUAAAGAAUGUGGAGCGAAGCCCUAGUGAUGGUUGGUUCAGCCAACAUUUUGUUGAAUAUUUAAUUUCUUGUGGGCCUAUCGGCCCACUCUUGAUCAGCUUGAUUAAGUGAUCCGAGCGUCUCCAGAAGGGCGGUGCCCCGACGACGCAUUUUAAUUUGAGGGUUACGCAAUAGUCCGCACGGCACUACGUGCCCGAUCGACGAUCAUACCCCAUUAUCAUUUACGCCAUUAAGCGAAAUGACUAUUGCCAAACGUGGCAUGUGGGGCCCGAAGGCACCAAAGCACCCAACCUCCUUUUUCUGAGGACAGUGCGACCAACUUGGGUCUGAGUUUGAAAACUCACGGACCGAUGAAUAUCUCUAUGUGACGUUCGGCGGGCUGCCAGUUGGCCCCGCCGCGAGCUGCUACAUCCAUUAGUCCCGCACGAUGAGCCGGGCCGAGGGUCGCGAUGACCCAUAGGCCGGUAUUCGUGGAUGUUAAAGAGGAAGCCAUGCAGAUGGUUAUGUGUGCAUAUUUAUUGUUGGGCCAUGUGGCCGUUACCAUGCUUAUUGCGCAGCUGAAAUCACUCAACGCGCUCGAGUGAAAUGAUUAAAAGACGCUCGGCCCGAGUCUUGAAGACGUUCAGGGCCAGCUAAAGAGGAGACCACCACGGCGGAGGACCGUGAGACGAGCAUCUCCACCCCAGAGACCGAUGGCCUAGGAGAGAACACCUAGAGGCCGAGGGCCUAGAGGAGACCACGGCGGAGGACCGUGAGACGAUCAUCCAUCAUUCAGAGGCCGAGGGCCUAGAGGAGACCAUCACGGCCAAGGGCCGUGAGACCAUCCUGAUUUUCAGGUCGGCCUCUCAUCGCCGACAUUAUCAUACCACGACCGGCCCCUCGGCUCGGCGUGUUCAUCUUUUGAAGACCGGCCUCGUCCCCGCGCUGCGCGGAUGAGGACCGUUGCUUGGUUCUUUCAUGUCGGCCUCUCAUUGCCGACACCGUCGUACCACGACCGGCCUCUCGGCUUGGCGUGCCUAUCUUUUGAAGACCGGCCUCGUCCCCGCACUGCGCCGAUGAGAGCCGUUGCUGGAUUGCAGGUCGACCCUCAUUGCCGACACUGCCUCAUCAUGUUCGGCCUCUCAUCGCCGACAUCAUUAUAUCACAACCGGCCUCUCGGACCGGCGUGAUUACCAUAUUCGAAGACCGGCCUCGUCCCCGCCACCUCGCGGACAAGGACCGUUGCUUGACCAUAUCUUGGUCGGCAUCUCAUUGCCGACAUUAUCAUACCACGACCGGCCCCUCGGCUCGGCGUGUUCAUAUUUGAAGACCGGCCUCGUCCCCGCACUGCGCGGAUGAGGACCGUUGCUUGUUUUCUCAGAUCGGCCUCUCAUUGCCGAUAUCGUCAUAUCACGACCGGCCUCUCGGCAUGGCGUGAUUAUCAUAUUUGAAGACCGGCCUCGUCCCCGCCCUCGCGGACGAGAACCGUGCCUGUUUUUCUCAGAUCGGCCGCUCAUUGCCGACACCAUUAUACCACGACCGGCCUCUCGGCUCGGCGUGCUUAUCUUUUGAAGACCGGCCUCGUCCCCGCCCUCGCGGACGAGGGCCGUUGCUUGAUUUUCUCAGAUCGGCCGCUCAUUGCCGACACCAUUAUACCACGACCGGCCUCUCGGCUCAGCGUGCUUAUCUCUUGAAGACCGGCCUCGUCCCCGCCACCCCGCGGACGAGGACCGUUGUUUGAUUCUUUCGGGUCGGCCUCUCACUGCCGACACCAUCAUGUUAUGUUCGGCCUCUCGGCACGACAUAUUUAUCUUUUGAAGACCGGUUUCAUCCCCGCGCUGCGUUGGAUGAGAGCCGUUGCUCGGAUAUAUCGGCCUGACUGGACACUAUUGCCAUCUCCGUUAUCAGGACCGACUGCUCAGCAAUAUUAUGAUCAUUGUAUAUCGGCUCCCAAUGCCGACCUUCUUGAGUAAGCGAUCGGGCUCACCCCUCCCCUCCAGGAGGGUGACCAUCGCCUUCGCAUGACGACCAUCUAUUCCGUCGCCUCGUCAUUUUAUUCGUUUUGGUAUGCCACCACCAUUAUGUGUGACAUCCCGUGAUCCCUGCGAGUUUCUUGGAUACCGAAUGUCUUCUUCGAUGUAGGAAGAUCGGUAGAACCACGGACCAGGGACGGACGAACGAAGCACCAGGGAAUCUCGAUGCAGAUAAACCUGUUCCUCCUUGCGAUGUCUGCGGAUACCGAAUGUCUUCUUCGAUGUAGGAAGAUCGGUAGGACCACGGACCAGGGACGGACGAACGAAGCACCAGGGAAUCUCGAUGCAGAUAAACCUGUUCCUCCUUGCGAUGUCUGCGGAUACCGAACGUCUCCUCGAAGUAAGGACGCCGGUAGGACCAAGGACCAGGGACGAACGAAGCACCAGGGAAUCUCGAUGCAGAUAAACCUGUUCCUCAUUGAGAUGUCCGCGGAUACCGAACGUCUCCUCGAAGUAGGAACGCCGGUAGGACCAAGGACCAAUGACGAACGAAGAGUAUAGAUUGCCUCCCUCAAAAAAAAAAAAAAAAAAAAAAGAUGGGGAGAAGAGGAGGGUAGCUCCUAUGUGGAAGGGAAUCUUGCCCGGGUGUGCCAGAUCUUCUCCCACCGCCGAAGACGAACGCCUCUCGAUGUAGAGGUUAGUAGAGACGCGGAGGGGGCUAGACGAACCAAGGGAGCCUUGCCAAGAUAAACCUGUUCAUCCCACAAUGACCAUGGAUCGAUGGACGUGGGAUAACAAAGACGGGAACCCGUGAGGGUAAACCAGUUCGUCCCUGCGAGUUCCUUGGGUACCGAACGUCUUCUUCGAUGCAAGAGACGCCGGUAAGACUAAAAGGACCAGGGACGAACGAAAAAGGGGGAAUCUCGAUGUAGAUAUACCUGUUCCUCAUUGCGAUGUCCGCGGAUACCGAACGUAUCUUCGAUGUAAGAACGCCGGUAGGACCAAGGACCAAUGACGAACGAAGACUAAAAGACUCCAAAAAAAAAAAAAAAAAAAAAGAUGCCAGAAGAGCACGGAGCAAAGAAUGAUUUUAUCCCUUGGCACUAUUGGUUGUGAAGUACAAACUGAAAAACAUAUGUAAAGAAUAAUUACAAGACUUAAGUACGAAGAAUGAAGUGGCCGACGACGAUCGGCUAACAUCAGGUUUUCUUUUGCCUCGAACGACUAUUAGCUCCCCAGAUCAGGUAGAAGGGACAUCGCCCAGAUUUAUUUCAGGCUCACCAUUCCUUCCCGGAUGGAGCCCUCGCAGACGAUCGACUUCUCACAGCCAAUCAGGAGAGAGACUUGACACAUCACCAGCACGGCCGAGGGCCGUGAGACGAUUACCACUCACCGACAGGCCGAGGGCCAUGAGAUGAUCAUCACUAUUUUUCCGUAUCACGAUCGGCCCCUCAGCGCCAUCGUGUCCAGACUCACGGUUCGUCUUGCCCAUUCCCUCCAGGAUGGCGACGACCGUCUUAUGCAGUGCGAUCGGCCCCUCAGCGCCAUCGUACCUGGCUUCACGAUUCGGAUCGCCCCAUUCCCUCCAGGAUGGCGACGACCGUCUUAUGUAGCACGAUCGGCUUCUCAGCGCCAUCGUGUCUCUUUCACGUUCGGAUCGCGCAUCUCUUCCAGGAUGGCGACGAACGUCUUAUGCGGUACGAUCGGCCCCUCAGCGCCAUCGUACCUAGAUUCACGGUUCGGCUCGCCCAUUCCCUCCAGGAUGGCGACGACCGUCUUAUGCAGCACGAUCGGCUUCUCAGCGCCAUCGUGUCUCGUUCACGUUCGGAUCGCCCCAUUCCCUUCCAGGAUGGCGACGAACGUCUUAUGCAGUGCGAUCGGCCCCUCAGCGCCAUCGUACUUGGCUUCACGGUUCGGCUCGCCCAUUCCCUCCAGGAUGGCGACGACCGUCUUAUGCAGCACGAUCGGCUUCUCAGCGCCAUCGUGUCUCUUUCACGUUCGGAUCGCGCAUCUCUUCCAGGAUGGCGACAAACGUCUUAUGCGGUACGAUCGGCCCCUCAGCGCCAUCGUACCUAGAUUCACGGUUCGGCUCGCCCAUUCCCUCCAGGGUGGCGACGACCGUCUUAUGCAGCACGAUCGGCUUCUCAGCGCCAUCGUGUCUCUUUCAUGUUCGGAUCGCGCAUCUCUUCCAGGAUGGCGACAAACGUCUUAUGCGGUACGAUCGGCCCCUCAGCGCCAUCGUACCUAGAUUCACGGUUCGGCUCGCCCAUUCCCUCCAGGGUGGCGACGACCGUCUUAUGCAGCACGAUCGGCUUCUCAGUGCCAUCGUGUCUCGUUCACGUUCGGAUCGCCCCAUUCCCUUCCAGGAUGGCGACGAACGUCUUAUGCAGUGCGAUCGGCCCCUCAGCGCCAUCGUACUUGGCCUCACGGUUCGGCUCGCCCAUUCCCUCCAGGAUGGCGACGACCGUCUUAUGCAGCACGAUCAGUGCCCCAGCGCCAUCGUGUCUGGCUCACGUUAGGAUCGCCCAUCCCUUUCAGGAUGGCGACAAACGUCUCUUAUGCAGCACGAUCAGUGCCCCAGCGCCAUCGUGUCUGGCUCACGUUAGGGUCGCCCAUCCCUUUCAGGAUGGCGACGAACGUCUCUUAUGCAGCACGAUCAGCGCCCCAGCGCCAUCGUGUCUGGCUCACGUUAGGGUCGCCCAUCCCUUUCAGGAUGGCGACGAACGUCUCUUAUGCAGCACGAUCAGCGCCCCAGCGCCAUCGUGUCUGGCUCACGUUAGGGUCGCCCAUCCCUUCCAGGAUGGCGACGAACGUCUCUUAUGCAGCACGUCUGCCUCUCGGCGCUGACAUGCCCGGUUUAUCGAUGAGAGCCACCACUUUCUAUCACAUCUCACAUUCCUUCUCUCAUACAUUGCACCCAUACAUUACAUGCAUUCAUGCAUUCAUGCAUCAUACCUCAUACAUUCAUACAUACACACGUGCAUCGUGUUUUGACAGUACCGCGACGUCGGUUUAUAGAUACAUGGACCUCUAAGCUUCUCCGAUUGGAAAGCUCGAGUCAGAGUCCUUUACUCCCGCCUGAUGCAUUCAGGGGGAGUGUGCCCGUGGAGGAGCACCCUUCGCCCGACCCCGUCGGGAAGGGGGGUGCCUCACCGGCAGAUUACGUUCAGGAGUGCAGACACCCACUCGUAUAUUAUGAUUAUUCGAAGACGCAGUUUCCAGCAAGACAGAGGAAGAGCGCAGGCAAGAGUAUACUUUCUCGAGCAGAUUCGCACGCUCACUACUCAAGAAACUGGGGGACUUGUGUUGGGAUAUAUUAUCCCGGCCUAUUACUGUUCAGGAGCCCAAGACAUUAUCCAGUACGGAGCCCGAGCAGCUAGGCCCAUUUCGGCCCAUCCGGCCCACUUUGACCACCAGGCCCACUUCGGCCCAUGCGGCCCAUUAGGGUGGAGAGCCUCCCCUUCCCCUCCCCUAUAAAUACGGAGCUUAGCCUCCAUGUAAAGGAUCUCUUUCCUUCUUCCCCAACUCAUUUACUUUCUCUAGAAUAGCUUGCAAGACUCCAUUAAUGGGAGCUCAAAUUGUAUUAUGUAAUGGUGAGGAGAGUCCUAAUGAGAAUUGAGAGGGCUUGGACAUUAGCCUAAAAAGUCCCGUGGUUUUCUCCCUUUCGGGUUUCCACGUAAAAACUGAGUU